GGUUGGAUAUAGCAGCAACAGUACAUAAUGUACUGCGUCUAAACUUAUCACCAAAUCUCCUUACAUGUGGUCGAAAUUAUCCCGCGUCAACAAUCUUCGAAAAAACUAAGCUAGUGUCGGAACUCCACUUUCACACCAUAAAACCCAAUCGGAACUCUACAAAUACCUAAUCGAAACCCAACAAAUAAAUUAAAAAAUAGGAAGAGACGUGUAAGAAAAGAAAAGAAAAAAAGCCCGAAAGAAUUCUAAAAAAGACGGCGAUAUGGGAAUACUGGAAGAAGCUCACAACUUGAAAGUUGUGGGAACGGGGCAGCAAAUCUUAGUCUUAGGCCAUGGCUUCGGCACAGAUCAAUCCGUUUGGAAACAUCUCAUUCCUCAUAUCAUCGAUGACUAUAAGGUCAUUCUGUACGACAACAUGGGUGCCGGAACGACAAACCCGGACUACUUCGAUUUCGAAAGGUACUCCACGCUCGAAGGCUAUGCCUACGAUUUGCUCGCCAUCUUAGAAGAGCUUCAAGUCGAUUCCUGCAUCUAUGUUGGUCACUCUGUUUCCGCUAUGGUCGGUCUCAUCGCAUCCAUAACCCGUCCUGAUCUUUUCUCUAAGAUCAUCAUGAUCGCCGCUUCCCCGAGAUAUUUGAACGAUGUGGAUUACUAUGGAGGUUUCGAACAAGAAGAUCUAGACCAGCUUUUCGAAGCCAUGGGUGCGAACUACAAGGCGUGGUGUUCCGGAUUUGCACCGCUGGCGGUAGGUGGGGACAUGGAUUCGAUGGCGGUGCAAGAAUUUAGCCGGACGCUCUUCAACAUGAGACCUGACAUAGCCUUGACCGUUGCUCAGACUAUAUUUCAAAGCGACAUGAGGCAGAUAUUGAAGAUGGUCACCGUCCCUUGCCAUAUCCUUCAGAGUGUCAAAGAUCUUGCUGUACCGGUGGUGGUUUCUGAAUACCUGCAUCAGAAUCUCGGCGGAGAGUCGAUCGUGGAGGUAAUGUCGUCGGAUGGUCAUCUUCCUCAGCUCAGCUCUCCCGAUAUUGUGAUUCCGGUACUGCUCCGGCACAUUCGCUAUGACAUAGCAAUCUGAAUCCGCAAGGACUUGUUGUCUGUGGUAAGCAAAGAAGUCUUUAAUUCGAUACGAAAAGUACAAAGUUUUUAGGCGUCCUCUAUUGAUACCGUUUUGAUUUGGUGUUAGUUUCUAGUUACGUGUUUUGCUUUUUCUUUUUUCCAAUUUAAUUGGUUGUAACUUGCUUAUUUAAAUGUUAAUUAAUAGGGGUUAAUAAUGUAUGGUACCUCUUAAAUAAUUAGUUGCAAAUUUGAAAGGAAAAAAAUAAAGUAUAGUUUUUAUCGUCUA
Messenger RNA from Ziziphus jujuba (common jujube), 1342 nucleotides. RefSeq names its product probable esterase KAI2. Gene Ontology annotation, biological process: response to karrikin. The transcript has 2 exons. NCBI's taxonomy places the organism in Eukaryota, Viridiplantae, Streptophyta, Magnoliopsida, Rosales, Rhamnaceae. The record is from RefSeq and is a predicted model, not a curated record. Bases 263 to 1075 code for a protein of 270 amino acids.